This is a messenger RNA of Hevea brasiliensis (rubber tree), 1748 nucleotides long. RefSeq names its product ethylene-responsive transcription factor ERF061. Gene Ontology annotation, biological process: regulation of DNA-templated transcription. Gene Ontology annotation, molecular function: DNA binding; DNA-binding transcription factor activity. The transcript has a single exon. Bases 508 to 1428 code for a protein of 306 amino acids. Lineage: Eukaryota; Viridiplantae; Streptophyta; Magnoliopsida; Malpighiales; Euphorbiaceae. The record is from RefSeq and is a predicted model, not a curated record.
UCAACUUGGACGCGUUCAAUCCGCCUGGAACUGAAAGCUGUCAUGUGUGGAAACAGCUAGAAGAUGGUUGAGGACUGUGGAGUCCUUUACUCUGCUGCUAUAAAUAUACCUACUUCGGACCCAACCGCAAAGCCAGUGUUCUCCCCAAGCGCCUUCUUUAGACGCUUCAAAUAAGGACUUCUAAUUCUUCCCUAUCUCCAUAGCCACUUAGGUUUUCAGCUUUCAGAAAUCAAAUUCAAACUAGUGUUUCUUUUUGCCCAUUAAUGCUCCAGCUUUAAGUUUUCUUUUUCUGGCUCUCUAGAAUCUUUUCCUCAAUUCACAAAUUUCUUCAAAUCACUCUGUUUUCAAGAUCUUAGCUAUUUUCUCCUUUUUUUGCUUUUAUCUUUUUUUUCCUAAAACCCAUUUUUGAUUCUUGAAGGAAAGGGACAAAUUUUUAGUUCUCUGUUUCCUUCAUAUUCAUUUUCUUCACGAUUCUUUCUGUUUCGUCUGUUUCAAACCAUAGAGAGAAUGCAGGAAAACAACGUUCCUUUUGGAUUCGCUAACACUCCCGAUGUCGGAUCCUCUUUAUCGCAACUCAUUUUGGCGGGAGGCAGCAGCACCUUAGAUUCAAUUUUCUCUCAUUGCCCUCCAGAAAACACCAUUGCCGGCCCUAUUUUUGAGCCUUUAGGCUCUUCUGUCUAUCUUCGCCAGAGAGAUCUCUUGCAAAAAUUUUGUGAAGAAAACAGAACAAAUAGGAUUACUUCGUUUUCUCGCAAUUUGUUAGCAAGCCCACUUCAAAAUUCGGUGCGGACAAGCAAUUAUUUAGCUCCAAGCAAGAAGAAACUAUACAGGGGAGUUAGGCAAAGGCAUUGGGGGAAAUGGGUCGCGGAGAUUAGACUCCCUCAGAACCGAAUGAGAGUCUGGUUAGGUACCUAUGAUACUGCAGAAGCUGCAGCUUAUGCUUAUGAUCGUGCAGCUUAUAAGCUCAGAGGCGAAUAUGCGCGAUUGAAUUUCCCAAAUGUCAAGGAUCCCAUCAAGUUGGGAUUCACAGAUUGCAAUAGAUUGAAUGCUUUGAAGAAUUCAGUGGACGCCAAGAUUCAAGCUAUUUGCCAAAAAGUGAAAAGAGAGAGGGCCAAAAAGAUUGCAGCCAAGAAGAAAAAUGUUGAUGCUAAUGAUUCUGAGGGAGAUAAAGUGGUGAAGGUAAAUUCAAAUUCAUCAUCACCAUCCUCAUCAUCUUUAUCACCUAUUGUUUUUGAUGAUAGUUGGGGUGGUGAAUUGGUGUCACCAACUGUCUCUGAGGAUGGGUUCUGGAAGUGUGAAAAUUCUUCCCCCUCUGUUUCUAGAGAUUGUCCAAUGAUGACGCCAGAGGACAUGGAUUUUGACGGCUGCUCGCUCGCAAGAAUGCCUUCUUUUGAUCCUGAGUUGAUCUGGGAGGUUCUUGCUAAUUAAGGAACCAUUUCUUUUUUAGAAUCCAGAUGGUGAGAGACAUGUCUUAUAUGCCUCUGCCUAUUCUGUUAGUUGUAAUUGUAAAUGGUAGUUUCAAUAGGACUAUCUAAGUACUGUUUCUUGUUCUUUACUUCUUGUUAUAAGUUUGGCUAGAAAUUUUAGAUAUUGUUGCUAUUUUAGGUAAAGAGUUCUCUUCUUGUUUCAAUCUUGGCCUUUAUUUUUGUAUGAAGGCGGAUGAUCAUGCUACACAUAGAUUGGUGUUGUAUGAGAAGUUUGUAGCCUUGAGUUAGUUGUUGAGUAAUUUAAAUAUUUUACUUAUUUUU